AUGUUGCAAUCAACUCUAUUUAUUUAUUUAUUGAUAUUGGUUUUCCUCAUAUUGAUCAUUGAUGCACAAGAUAUUGGGUUUGAUCCUUCUGUAGAUCACUUUGACACUCAUGCUGUCCUUAAUAAAGGUAAACCAAAAAAAAAAAAAAAAAGAGUUGAAUUGAUUUUUAUUUUAUUUUAUUCUUUUGGAGUAGAUUUAGAUAGCUUGUUUUCUGUUGAAUACCAUCACUGGUAUAAGGUCGUAACGAACCAUGCAGCUAAUCAAAAAUAUGCUCUUGUAUGUUGUGGACAAGACACCUCACAUCCUGAUUUGAUCAACCAACAUUACGAUGCCAUUAUCAAUAUUCCAGUCAAAGCAGUGGGUAUCGACGGUGCAUUCAACGUGUUACCUUUUCUCGAGCUUUUACAACUUCAAGAUACCGUGCAGUAUAUCAAUGGAUACGAAAAUGUCACGUCUCCAUGCUAUCAACACUUGCCCAGAGAAUCUCAAGAUUUGGAUAUGAUGUUUGUUUCAAAUGAUGCGACUGCUAGUAUGGAAAAGAAUGCUGCUGUUGUGUUUUCUGCCAAUGACAAUCAAUUGACUCCACUUGCGGUAAGUCUUUUCAUUAAAAAAAAAAAAAGGAUGAAAAUAAUCCUAGUGGUACCUUCCGAUCCUCUUCAAUUCCAUCAAGAUAUUCAUCAUGCGGAUAUAGUGAUCGAUCAAACGGAUUUUAGUAAGAAUUUGGUGAACACAGAUGCUACUUAUGAAGACUGGCUUGAUGCUGGUGAAUUCAUUGCUGGAACAGUUAGUUUUGAUCAACCAUUUAUACAUCACAAUACUUUGUAUCGAGUAGAUGGACUAGUGGAUGAAAAGGGAUUUCUUGAUUGGACUCAACGAGCAGCUGCACGACCCGACUUGGUAUUGACAGAUAUGAUUCAUCUAAGCUAUCCACUUUACAAUCGAUCUUAUCAAUACGUUUGGCUACGUAAUUUCGCCAAAAUGGAUCACUCUCGAGUCAUCACACCAUCAACCUAUUCUUGCGUGAAACCCUCGAUGGCAUCAUUGGAGACAUGUUCAUUGCGUCGUGAUCUAUUCCCAGAAAACGAUGCUUCUUCCUCUUUUCGACAUCCUGGCAACGUGGGUUUGAUUCUUGGCAUCUUGGCAACUUGUGGACUGACUGUAGCGGCGAUUGUCUUGUAUAGAAAUUGGCGGAAUCAAACCAAGAUUGAAUAUUUCCCUCUUACCAAUUUUUAG
This is a messenger RNA of Halteromyces radiatus, 1233 nucleotides long. RefSeq lists its product as uncharacterized. Bases 1 to 1233 code for a protein of 410 amino acids. NCBI's taxonomy places the organism in Eukaryota, Fungi, Mucoromycota, Mucoromycetes, Mucorales, Cunninghamellaceae. The record is from RefSeq and is a predicted model, not a curated record. The transcript has 4 exons.